This is a messenger RNA of Aspergillus sclerotioniger CBS 115572, 1596 nucleotides long. RefSeq names its product Zn(II)2Cys6 transcription factor. Gene Ontology annotation, molecular function: zinc ion binding; DNA-binding transcription factor activity, RNA polymerase II-specific; transcription cis-regulatory region binding. The record is from RefSeq and is a predicted model, not a curated record. The coding region runs from base 111 to 1526 and encodes 471 amino acids. The transcript has 5 exons. Gene Ontology annotation, biological process: positive regulation of transcription by RNA polymerase II. Gene Ontology annotation, cellular component: nucleus. Lineage: Eukaryota; Fungi; Ascomycota; Eurotiomycetes; Eurotiales; Aspergillaceae.
UAUUAUUUCGCCAUGCCUCACUUUCCUGUUUACCCCUCAGGGAGCUCAGAGUCCGGGCAACGGAUUCUUCCCACCCCGGGCAGAAGUACCGGUGAAUCGCAUCUUGGAAUAUGCAUCAUAACGUCCGAAGCAAGACCAGGAAGCGGAGCAGGCGAGGAUGCAUUCGCUGCAGAGCAAGUCAUCACAAGUGUGACGAGCAACAGCCUCGCUGCGGUCGAUGUCAGCGACUGAAUCUAGAGUGUGAGCCAACCGACUUUAUCGUCCCGUCCAACUGGUGCCCCUCGACCCUCAAAGCCGCAGCCGCGGAGAGUGGUGGCCCCGCAUCAGCCUGGGAUGUGAUCGACGAUGCAGCCGUGGCAUCCUCAAGGCAACCAGAAUCAGCCUCCCCCGUACCACCAGCUCUAGAUUCCGAAAAGGUCUCGCUGGUCCAAGCAUACCAAAAUGGCAUCGCAAAAUGGAUGGACCUAUUCGACGACGAAUCGAACUUCCAACGAGCGGUCGUAAAACGCGCCGUCGAGUCUCCAUUAUUGAUGAAUGCAAUUUGUGCUUUGAUCGCUCGACAGGUCGGCAUAGCCGACCGAGAGGAGAUCUGGAGGGCCACUGCCGCCCGAUACUACGGGGAAAGUCUCCAACAGCUGAUUGCCGCGUUGGAACUUCCAACGUCGUAUCCGGAAGAUAACCUUGCAGCGACGGUUCUGUUGAGUAGUUACGAACUCCUCGCUCUCCCAGGACUGGACCACCAGCGUCAUGUGUCUGGCGCUUUGACUCUCAUCCGAACUCAUGCAUGCGGAGCCACUUCAACCGGCAUCACGGGGGCAGCGUUCUGGAUCUAUGCCCGUCAGGACGUCGCCAUGGCGUUGGUGCAUGAGUGUCCCACGAUGCUUCCGCCCGAGGAAUGGGGUGUUUCGUGGGAUGAACACGAAACGAAAGAGGGUCGGCUGGGAAAUCAAAUGGUAUGGUUAUUGGCUAAGACGGUAGCACAUACAUUUCGAAAAGGAUGCGUGCUAUCUGUCAGGUCACUUGCCGACAACAGAGCCUGCUUGGAACGUGAACUGGAUGCCUGGUUCGAGAGCUUGCCUGGCGCGUUCUACGGUAUACCAUACGAGCGCCCUUCACCAGAGGGCUUCCUCCUGCUCUGGUUUGCUGUUCCUUCGACAGCUGCAGCGAUGUGUAUGUAUCACCUAGCGCACCUCCUGCUGCUCACAGAAGGCUGCAACUUGCAUUUGUCUACAGAUUGGAGAUCGAAGUCCAAAAUUCUUGAGCACGCGCAAUCGAUCGCUAGCAUAGCACUAUCACCGAUCUCCGACGCUGCCUUGGUGCAGGCAGUACAGCCACUUUUCUAUGGUGAGUUGUCUCUCUGCGCACUUCUUGUGGUACAUCCUCAUUCAUCGAAAGCUGCAAAACACAUCGACUCCGUUGCAAAAAAGGCCAAGAUAUGGGCACUAUUAGAUCGAAUCGAAAGUCAACUCGGGUUUUACACGAGCGACCGGAUCCAAAAAUUACAGCAACAGGUGAAAUUGUCUUAAGAACCAGAUACGAUCAUAUCACAUUCAUCUCGUGCCAAUUUGAGAUUUAGCACGAAUUGGGUUCAUAGGA